This is a messenger RNA of Diospyros lotus (date-plum), 1436 nucleotides long. Its product is annotated as replication factor C subunit 5. Gene Ontology annotation, biological process: DNA repair; DNA-templated DNA replication. Lineage: Eukaryota; Viridiplantae; Streptophyta; Magnoliopsida; Ericales; Ebenaceae. Gene Ontology annotation, molecular function: DNA clamp loader activity; ATP binding; ATP hydrolysis activity. The record is from RefSeq and is a predicted model, not a curated record. The coding region runs from base 124 to 1218 and encodes 364 amino acids. Gene Ontology annotation, cellular component: nucleus; DNA replication factor C complex. The transcript has 9 exons.
UUCUACACGACACACGGCGAAACCGUGAAGUGAAAACUUUUUGCCGCCAUCGCUGCCCAUCAUCACUGCGCGCGCGCAAGGAUACAGUCGCCCGCAUCUGGGUUACCACUAGGCAAAUCAACAAUGGCGGACGUGGUCUCUCUCAUGGACAUCGACGAGGACGCCAAGGACAAGAACCACUUCCCCAGACCCAACAAGGGCAAAAGCGUCGUCGUCGCCGGCAAUCCACCCGACGCCAAAGCCACUCCGUGGGUCGAGAAGUACCGGCCUCAGUCCCUCGCCGACGUCGCCGCCCACCGAGACAUCAUCGACACAAUUGAUAGACUUACUAGCGAGAACAGAUUGCCGCACUUGCUUCUGUACGGACCUCCCGGAACGGGCAAGACGUCGACCAUUCUGGCUGUGGCUCGCAAGCUAUACGGGGCGCAGAUGCAUAACAUGGUGCUGGAGUUGAAUGCAUCGGAUGAUCGCGGAAUCGAUGUCGUGAGGCAGCAGAUUCAGGAUUUUGCUAGCACUCAGAGCUUCUCCUUUUGUGGGAAAUCAUCAGUGAAGUUGGUUUUAUUGGAUGAAGCAGAUGCCAUGACAAAGGAUGCACAAUUUGCUUUGCGUCGAGUGAUUGAGAAGUAUACAAAAAACACUAGGUUUUCUCUUAUAUGUAACCACGUCAACAAGAUUAUUCCAGCUCUACAGUCAAGGUGUACUCGAUUUCGGUUUGCUCCUCUUGAUGCCAUUCAUGUUACUGAGCGACUCAAACAUGUUAUUCAGUCUGAAGAGCUCGAUGUAACUGAGAGUGGCUUAGCAGCACUGGUACGGCUUAGCAAUGGUGACAUGAGAAAGGCUUUGAACAUCUUGCAGUCAACACACAUGGCCUCUCAGCAAAUAACAGAGGAAGCAGUUUAUUUGUGCACUGGAAAUCCAUUGCCUAAAGACAUUGAACAAAUAUCUCACUGGCUUCUAAAUGAAUCAUUUGCAGUUGGUUUUAGACGAAUAUCUGAAAUAAAGGCAAGGAAAGGAUUAGCUUUGGUGGAUAUUGUAAGAGAAGUGACAAUGUUUGUCUUUAAGAUCAAGAUGCCAUCAGAUGUUCGUGUUCAGCUAAUCAAUGACAUGGCUGAUAUUGAGUACAGGUUGAGUUUUGGGUGCAAUGAUAAGUUGCAGCUUGGAUCACUUUUUUCUACCUUUGCACGCGCUCGUUCUGCCUUGGUUGUUGCUGCAAAGUAGUCGAGUUGUUAGAUUUGUGCAUUUUGCAUUCUCUAGCUCCUCCCAUCUGUAUGGUUUCUUCAUUCUCCAGUGGCUUAAAGUAAAUAGUUACAAUAUGCUUAUUUGUUUUUUGGGUCUGAAGCUGGUUAAUUUAAUUAUGCCCAUUUUCCUGUAAUUCACAAAUGCAAGCUUGAAGACAGUGAAGCUCUAGUUUUCCCCUUUCUUUGGAAAGGUUCCAA